AUGCAGCACAUUUUUGCCUUCUUCUGCACCGGUUUCCUAGGCGCGGUAGUAGGUGCCAAUUUCCCCAACAAUAUCCAGAUCGGGGGAUUAUUUCCAAACCAGCAGUCACAGGAACAUGCCGCUUUUAGAUUUGCUUUGUCACAACUCACAGAGCCCCCAAAGCUGCUCCCCCAGAUUGAUAUUGUGAACAUCAGCGACAGCUUUGAGAUGACCUAUAGAUUCUGUUCCCAGUUCUCCAAAGGAGUCUACGCCAUCUUUGGGUUUUAUGAACGGAGAACUGUCAACAUGCUGACCUCCUUCUGUGGGGCCCUCCACGUCUGCUUCAUUACACCGAGCUUUCCCGUUGACACCUCCAAUCAGUUUGUCCUUCAGCUGCGCCCUGAGCUGCAGGAUGCUCUUAUCAGCAUCAUCGACCAUUACAAGUGGCAGAAAUUUGUCUACAUUUAUGAUGCCGACCGGGGUCUGUCCGUCCUGCAAAAAGUCCUGGACACAGCUGCCGAGAAGAACUGGCAGGUGACAGCAGUCAACAUUUUAACCACCACAGAGGAGGGAUACCGGAUGCUCUUUCAGGACCUGGAAAAGAAAAAGGAGCGGCUAGUGGUUGUGGACUGUGAAUCAGAACGCCUCAAUGCCAUCUUGGGCCAGAUCAUAAAGCUGGAGAAGAAUGGCAUCGGCUACCACUACAUCCUUGCAAAUCUGGGUUUCAUGGAUAUUGACUUAAACAAAUUCAAGGAGAGUGGAGCAAAUGUUACAGGUUUCCAGUUGGUGAACUACACAGACACCAUCCCAGCCAAGAUCAUGCAGCAGUGGAAGAAUAGCGAUGCUCGAGACCACACCCGAGUGGACUGGAAGAGACCUAAGUACACCUCUGCGCUAACCUACGAUGGAGUGAAGGUGAUGGCUGAGGCUUUUCAGAGCCUGCGGAGGCAGAGAAUCGAUAUAUCCCGCCGAGGGAAUGCUGGGGACUGCCUGGCUAACCCAGCUGUGCCGUGGGGCCAGGGGAUCGACAUCCAGAGAGCGCUGCAGCAGGUGCGGUUUGAAGGCUUGACAGGAAACGUGCAGUUUAAUGAGAAGGGACGCCGGACCAACUACACUCUCCAUGUGAUUGAAAUGAAGCAUGAUGGCAUCCGAAAGAUUGGUUACUGGAAUGAAGAUGAUAAGUUUGUCCCAAAAAAAACCGAUGCUCAAGCCGGGGGGGACAAUUCAAGUGUCCAGAAUAGGACAUACAUCGUCACUACAAUCCUAGAAGAUCCUUAUGUGAUGCUCAAGAAGAAUGCCAACCAGUUUGAGGGCAAUGACCGCUACGAGGGCUACUGUGUAGAGCUGGCAGCAGAGAUUGCCAAGCAUGUGGGCUACUCCUACCGUCUUGAGAUUGUCAGCGAUGGAAAAUAUGGAGCCCGUGACCCUGACACCAAGGCUUGGAACGGCAUGGUGGGAGAGCUUGUCUAUGGAAGAGCCGAUGUAAAAAAAACUCCUUUAACUAUCACCUUGGUCCGGGAAGAGGUGAUAGAUUUCUCAAAAAAAAUUAUGAGUUUGGGGAUCUCCAUCAUGAUAAAAAAGCCACAGAAGUCAAAAAAAAGGGUCUUCUCCUUCCUCGAUCCUUUGGCUUAUGAGAUUUGGAUGUGAAAAAAAAUUGCCUACAUUGGAGUGAGUGUCGUCCUUUUCCUGGUCAGCCGCUUAAAAAAAAAUGAAUGGCACAGUGAAGAGUUUGAGGAAGGGCGGGACCAGACAACCAGUGACCAGUCCAAUGAGUUUGGGAUAUUCAACAGUCUGUGGUUCUCCCUGGGAAAAAAAAUGCAACAAGGAUGUGACAUUUCUCCCAGGUCCCUGUCUGGCCGCAUCGUUGGUGGUGUCUGGUGGUUCUUCACCUUGAUCAUCAUCUCCUCAUAUACAGCCAACCUGGCUGCCUUCCUGACCGUGGAGAGGAUGGUGUCUCCCAUCGAGAGUGCUGAGGACCUAGCAAAGCAGACGGAAAUCGCUUAUGGGACCCUGGAAGCAGGGUCCACUAAGGAGUUCUUCAGGAGGUCUAAAAUUGCUGUGUUUGAGAAGAUGUGGACAUACAUGAAGUCAGCGGAGCCAUCAGUUUUUGUGAGGACCACGGAGGAGGGAAUGAUCCGAGUGAGGAAAUCCAAAGGCAAAUAUGCCUACCUUCUGGAAUCCACCAUGAAUGAGUACAUUGAGCAGCGGAAACCCUGUGACACCAUGAAGGUGGGAGGUAACUUGGAUUCCAAAGGCUAUGGCAUUGCGACGCCCAAGGGGUCCGCCCUGAGAGGUCCCGUAAACCUAGCGGUUUUGAAACUCAGUGAGCAAGGCGUCUUAGACAAGCUGAAAAGCAAAUGGUGGUACGAUAAAGGGGAAUGUGGAAGCAAGGACUCCGGAAGUAAGGACAAGACAAGCGCCCUGAGCCUCAGCAAUGUGGCAGGCGUGUUCUACAUCCUGAUCGGAGGACUUGGACUAGCCAUGCUGGUUGCCUUAAUCGAGUUCUGCUACAAAUCCCGUAGUGAAUCCAAGAGGAUGAAGGGUUUCUGUUUGAUCCCACAGCAAUCCAUCAAUGAAGCCAUACGGACAUCGACACUCCCACGUAACAGUGGGGCCGGAACCAGCGGUGGCGGUAGUGGAGAAAAUGGCCGGGUAGUCAGCCACGACUUCCCCAAGUCCAUGCAGUCAAUUCCCUGCAUGAGCCACAGUUCAGGGAUGCCCUUGGGAGCCACGGGAUUGUAACUGGAGCAGAUGGAGACCCCUUGGGGAGCAUGCGCAAGCUCCCCCAGUUCCAUCCCACACCCUUCAGUGCCAAAAACAAUAAAAUGAAACGCAACCGCCACCAACCACCAUGACCACAAGGAAGAUGAUUCAACAGAAUUUCCUGAAGAAUUGAAAAAUCAUUUUGCCAUCCCUUUUCCUUUUUUGAUGUUCUUUCACACUUUUCCGUUUGCUAAGUGAGGAUGAUAAACAACAAUGCACCGCAAUAAGGGGAGAAUAACCCUGUCUAGUAGAGCCUGUAUCUCUGAAACGGAGUCACAGGAACAUUAAUGAGGAAACUGUACUGUUUUCUUUCAUUCGGUUGUUAAUAUGUCUU
Molecule: messenger RNA, 3076 nt
Organism: Odobenus rosmarus divergens (Pacific walrus)
Lineage: Eukaryota; Metazoa; Chordata; Mammalia; Carnivora; Odobenidae
Gene: GRIA1
Product: glutamate receptor, ionotropic, AMPA 1
Exons: 16
Biological process (GO): synaptic transmission, glutamatergic; modulation of chemical synaptic transmission; monoatomic ion transport
Cellular component (GO): postsynaptic membrane; AMPA glutamate receptor complex; plasma membrane
Molecular function (GO): transmitter-gated monoatomic ion channel activity involved in regulation of postsynaptic membrane potential; AMPA glutamate receptor activity
Source: RefSeq, a predicted model, not a curated record